AGGAUGAUCCCAUCACGUACGUCACGGUGGGCUGCACUUGGCCAUCGGGGCGUCCGCGGCAUUGCAUUGAGGCACAGCUCAGCCGUCGCAUCGCGUCGGUGCUCGCAGAGGACCCGCGCGCGCCGCCCACUGAAAGGCAGACGCGACCGAGAGGCCAGAAGCAGCGAGGCAGUAGCUACGUGGAUGAGGAGCAAAAGCACCCAGGCACUCACCCGACCACAGGGCCAGGCAGAUCAGGAGACAGGGCGCCCGCCCGGGCGAGGCACUCCGCCGAGGAGCUCGACGCGCACUACAGGAGGCGUGGUGCCAGCGCUACGACGCACGGCGCAUUGCGCGGCCUAGCAUGCCGUGCCGCUGAGCCGCGGGGGGAGGGGCCACGCUUCUGAACCGCGGAGCCUCGAACGGAGCCAAGCGCGCGCCCACAAGUCC
Molecule: messenger RNA, 429 nt
Organism: Prorocentrum cordatum
Lineage: Eukaryota; Dinophyceae; Prorocentrales; Prorocentraceae
Source: the annotation of a GenBank genome assembly